AAGCAAGUUGCAACUCGCCCAGGCAUUCAGGAUGCAAUUCUCCUCUUUCGUCCUCGCUCUCUUCGGUUUCUUGAGCACCUUGGUCACAGCAAGCCAAUGCACCGGCCAUAAAGAAAACGCCGGCUACUGCACCGUCCUCACCUACGAAGACCGCACCACCCUCAACACCUCCCCGCCCUCAACAUCCCAAUGCGAACGAUCCUGCAAGGACGUCCUUACUGAUGCUGGAGACUGGAUCGUGAGUUUUAAUGGCAAGCCGGCGGGAUACGUGCAGCACAUGGUCAAUUCAGACUGCAGCUUCAGCGUUGGGAGGGGAACGGGCGAGCCGAGUGAUUACCAAUUUUAUAUGGAUAAUCAAGACAUUGUGGAUAUUAUUGAUGAGGUUAAUGUGAGGUUCGGGGGAAAGCAUGGCGGGAGGGUUUCGGCGCAGGGGACGAUGAAGUGCCAGGGGAGGUUAGCGACGUGGUAUGUAGAUUGAUCAGAUGAACGAGUGUUCUCGUAGGCGGUAUUGGAUAUUGGCAAGUUGGAUACGUUGUCUCUUGUAUCAUAUAAGAAGGAAUCGGCUGG
Messenger RNA from Paraphaeosphaeria sporulosa, 567 nucleotides. RefSeq lists its product as uncharacterized. The transcript is spliced from 2 exons. The coding region runs from base 32 to 478 and encodes 148 amino acids. The record is from RefSeq and is a predicted model, not a curated record. NCBI's taxonomy places the organism in Eukaryota, Fungi, Ascomycota, Dothideomycetes, Pleosporales, Didymosphaeriaceae.